Cokeromyces recurvatus is the source of this 1302-nucleotide messenger RNA. Its product is annotated as Tom37 C-terminal domain-containing protein. Gene Ontology annotation, biological process: mitochondrion organization. The transcript has 6 exons. Gene Ontology annotation, cellular component: SAM complex. NCBI's taxonomy places the organism in Eukaryota, Fungi, Mucoromycota, Mucoromycetes, Mucorales, Mucoraceae. The coding region runs from base 31 to 1095 and encodes 354 amino acids. The record is from RefSeq and is a predicted model, not a curated record.
AUAAAUAUUUAUUAUUUCCUAUUAGCACAAAUGUCAACUAUGCAACUUUAUGUAUGGGGUCCUGCUUUGAAUGCACCCUCUAUAGAUCCAAAAUGUGUUGUUAUUGAGAGUUAUUUACGUUUAAUUCAGCAAAGUUAUACAAUUGUAAGAUGCAACGAUCCUCAACAAAGUCCAACAGGUGAACUUCCAUUACUUAAAAAUGGUUCAGCUUGGAUUGCUGGAGUAGAUCGUAUUUUAGCUCACUUGGCUCAUUGCAAUAAAGAUGCCAAUAAAAAUCUUCUUCCUGAGCAGAAAGCUGAAUACUUAGCUUAUUCAGCAUUAGUUCAAGAUAAACUUUAUGAUUGUAUGCUAUAUACUUGGUAUGCAGAUUCAACCAAUUUUGUUAAAAACAUUCGACCCACAUAUGCAAAGCUUUUAUCUUUUCCAGCUCGUUAUAUUGUACCUAUUCAAUUAAAAAAUAAUGCAAAAGCAAGACUAGCUAAAUAUAAUGUCGAAAUUACUGGCGAUGAUGUUGGAGCACCACAAAAUGAAAAAGAAGAGAUGAAAGAAUUAUUAAAAACAGGCUGGCAUCAUAUGUACAGAUUAGCUAGAGAAACAUAUGAUAUUCUACAAAAGCAACUAGAUAAUAAGAAUUAUAUGUUUAAUGAUAGCCCAACUACAUUAGAUUGUAUUGUAUUUGGAUAUCUUGCUUUACAUUUAUAUCCGGAAUUAGCUCAUAGACGUUUGCAACAUAUCUUAAUGAAUGAAUAUCCACAAUUAGUACAAUAUUGUAAUCGAAUUAGAGAUUUGUUAUUUACAUCAAAAGGAAAUGCGCAGGAAUCUGAGCCUGCUGAGGAUGUCCCAUCACUCUGGAAAACAUUUAAAAACAAUCCAGUUGGAUUUUUGGGUAGUAUUAAAGAUGAUAUUGUAUCAUAUAUGGGCACAAGUGAUAAGGAAAGUAAGAAAGAAAAAAGCCAAGUACAAAUUGAUUUUGAACGUAAGCGCAUCUGGUCAAUUGCAGGUGGCAUAACUUUCUUUUUAGCUUAUGUAAUUUAUAAUGGUAUUAUAAGUGUUGAACUAAACGAUGAAUCUUAUGAUUCAGAAGAGGAAGAAUAAAUUGUAAAAAAAAGAAAAAAAAAUACUAUUAUUAAAUAUAUUUUUAUUAAUAAAAUAAAAUAAAACGACCGAAAUGAACACAUAGUAAUAAAGUUUACUGUGCUGCUCAGGUCUGUUCCAAAAGACGAGGAGGAAAUAAAAAACUCACUUAAGAGGCAAGUAAAAGGAAGAAGAAAAGAAAAUAUUCUGUCUGUAUAGAAAGAAGUG